Molecule: messenger RNA, 1284 nt
Organism: Corylus avellana
Lineage: Eukaryota; Viridiplantae; Streptophyta; Magnoliopsida; Fagales; Betulaceae
Source: RefSeq, a predicted model, not a curated record
AUGGACAAGUCCCUCAUGCCCAAGGCAUUCAAUAGCCACCAAAACUGGUACUCAUCCACUAUUGACUCCCUCAAAUUUACGAACCAACCUUCAUUAACCAGAAAUCCAUCAUCACCAUCUCUUGUAUACAUAUACGGUAAUGCUCUCCACGGUUUUAGUAUUGUUUUAUCUGUAGAUGAGUUAGAAGCUCUGAAGAAGUCUCGAGGGUUCAUCUCCGCUUAUCCUGAUAGUACUAUGAUGUUCGAUACCACCCAUACCCCUGAAUUUCUAUCCCUCAACCUCGCUUCUGAUCUGUUGCAUGCUUCAAACUACGGCCAAGAUGCGAUCAUCGGCGUCAUAGAUUCCGGUGUAUGGCCUGAAAGCCCAAGCUUCAAAGACGGUGAUAUAACUACUAAAGCUCCAACCAAGUGGAAGGGGUCGUGCAAGGGCGGACAAGACUUUAACUCCUCCAUGUGUAACAAAAAGCUUAUAGGAGCUAGAUAUUUCAACGCAGGUUUGAAAGCUGAACUAAAAGACUCGUUCCAUAGCGUGGACUCAGCUAGGGACUUUCUAGGGCAUGGGACUACAGUUUCCACCAUAGCUGCUGGGAAUUAUGUGGAAGGAGCAUCUUUCUUUGGUUAUGCUGAAGGAACUGCCAAAGGUGUUGCACCACAUGCAAGGGUGGCUAUUUACAAGGUCAGUUGGCUCGAGGGGAUUCGUGCCUUUGAUGUUAUUGCUGGUUUAGAACAAGCAAUUGUAGAUGGUGUCGAUGUGAUUUGUUUCUGUUUGACGUUUCCCGAAAGAAGGAAUCUUUAUGAAGACCCCUUGGCAAUAGCUUCAUUUGCUGCUAUGGAGAAGGGAAUUGUGGUUUCAACUGCAGCAGGAAAUUCAGGUCCACACUAUAAAAGCGUAAUGAAUGAUAUCCCAUGGGUCUUGACUGUUAGUACUGCAGGUACCAUUGACCGACAAAUUGGUGGAACUUUGAUUGUGGGGGAUGGGCUAAAAAUUAGUGGAUGGUCCAUGUUUUCGGGCACCAUGUUACAAAACAUGACACUACUGUAUAGCAAGACCUUAUCAACAUGCACAUCCACUAUAUUAUUAUCUAAAGCCCUAGAUGGCAUCGUCAUAUGUGAUAUUGGAAACAUCUACGAACAAAUUAGAGCUAUUGUCUCCACAAAUCUGUCGGCAGUUAUUCUUACAUCUCAACACCCCGAUAUAUUAGAUUUAUUAAAGGUGUCUUAUCCUUAUAUGGUGAUUGGACCAGAUGAGGGACAAUUUGUGGUCAAAUAUGGAAAAAAAUGUUGA